CUGUUCUAGUAUUGUAAAGAAUUGCGAGAAAUAUUUUUACGCAAAAAGUGUGGAACUUGAAAGUUUUGGAAUUUUAUUAAAUAAUAAAAAAUAAUUUUAUUCAUUUUAUUUGCAAGACUCAAGAAGUCAUAAAAAAGUUUGUUGUUGGAUCGCUUCUUGAGUGAAAAAGAUGAAUAAUUAAUAAAAAGAAUCGAGAUUGGUUUAGAGAAAUGGUGGAGGUUUAUAGAUUUGGGAUAAGGUGUUAUCGUAUAUAUAAAAAUUACAAGGGUAUUUCUUUGGUGGUGAGAAAGAAAGAGGAAACAUAGUGAAAUAGAGUGGUAUUGAAUAAUCGAGUUUCUGAACUGAAUGUGACCCUUUGUGAGGUGUUAUCGAUGAUGAUUUGAUUUGAAGAAAGAGCAGGAAGAAGAUAGGAAUUUGAAGAUAACAGCGAUUAUUCAUUAUACAAUAAGUUACCUGUUUGUAAUGGCAACGUUGAAAAAAGAAAUUUGAUGAAAUAAUACUUAGAAAUCAAUUGACUCACAAAUUUCAGAUAUUUAAUUUAGAAUCGAGUCGAAAUAAUGUAAAAAAUUUAUUUCUUCUUCAUAUUUUUCAAGAGUUUUCAAAGUUUUCUAAAACUUUUGUUAGCGUCCUCCACGACUUUUAUCGAUAUUUAUUCAAAUUUCCAAGAUUUCACAAAUUUCGUCGAUAAUAUAUUUCAAAGAUUUCCAAGAUCUUCACCUUCGUUUUCCAAGAUUUUUCGAGGAGACGAAGAAAGAUCUUUGGAAAAUUGGAAAUGAACAUAUCGCGUCAAUGCCAGUAUUUCCAAGUAACCAGUGAAAAUCAAUUAUUUUCAAUAAGGCAAGGUCGAAGUUCAGCGGAUUCCGAUAGUUCCAAGAACAACUUUCCGCGUCUGUCGCAACAAGUUCAAAUCCCAUGACCAUUCCAGAGUAAACGGAAGGGAUAAAGAAGAGGAAGAGGUUUUCUUUCUUCUCGUCGAGGUCUGAAGGAUUCCCCUCGGCCCCUCGUUUUUUCGAUGUCGCCACGACGAUGGGAAGAAAAUCGGAGAACGAGAACGGAUAGAACGAGUCGCUGCUAAUGAACGAAUAAAAAGAAGAGGAGAAGUGAGUUGUAUUCGAAUGGCUGGCUCGGAUAAGGAGCCCUCCUCGUGCGUUUAAUCGUUCCAGACAGUGGAGCGACGAUUGGCAUAUGCAAAUCUAGUGGCACAGAGUUUCAACAAUACAGAAAUGCGGUGACCAGUCAACUUUCGAUGGGGCCAAUACAAGGCAGUGGUAAACAUUGGCUUCAUUCAUCUUGUGAUAAAAAAAGUCAACCGCAACUUGAAUCGAAAUUUUCACAUCAAAAUCUGGAAAAAUAUCGUUCGAUUAAUACAAAUCGAUGAAUAAUUUGAAAUUGAUUGAAUGAGAAGAAGAAACAAAAAUUUCCACGUAUAAACACGAUGAAUAAUAUCACAAUUGUGACUGUACGCACUUCGUUCUGUAUUUCACUGUCCAAGAAAAUGUCACAUCGAGGAAGCACAUAAACACGAUACAAAAUGGACGAUUCUGUAACAAACGACACAAUUUUCGAAUCCGGAGGUGAGAGUCUCAAGCACUUUCCACGGCCAGUCACUAUCGCAGCUGCGGUUUGCGCGAUAAUUUUCAGUGUCGUUGGAGUUGCGGGCAAUUUGGUAACAGUAAUAGCAUUAUUAAAAUACACGAGGCUGAGACGGCAUGCUACGACCGCUUUCGUAAUAAGUCUCAGCAUUUCUGACUUGAUUUUUUCCGCGGUAAAUCUACCAUUAACUGCGAGCAGAUAUUUAAACGAGGCGUGGGUGCUGGGUGAAACUCUGUGCAAAAUAUUUCCGCUCUUUUUCUAUGGAAAUGUCGCGGUGUCUUUGCUCAGUAUGGUGGCAAUCACGAUUAAUCGAUAUAUAUUAAUCUCGAGAUCAGAAAUAUACGCUCAAUUGUACACUACUCAACGGAUUAUUCUAAUGCUAAUCGCCAUUUGGACAUUGAGUUUCACUCUACUUUUGCCGCCAUUGCUCGGUUUCUGGGGAACACUAGGCCUGGAACCGUCCACCUUCUCUUGCACUAUACUAAAGAAGAACGGUAGCAGCCCAAAGAAAUUCUUAUUCGUUCUAGGAUUCAUCGUGCCAUGCGUUGUGAUAAGUGUUUCUUAUUUUUGCAUCUAUUGGCGUGUGAGGAAGAGCAGAAAAAAUUUGGAAGCCCAUGCCGGCCCGAACAGAAGAAAAGCAGGAGGGUUUCAACGAAGAGAAGACUCUAGAGUGACCAGAUUAAUGUUGACUAUAUUUCUGUGCUUCCUUUUGUGUUUCAUGCCGCUCAUGCUCGUCAAUGUGAUCGACGAUAAAAUAAAAAUCCCAAUUUUGCACGUGAUAGCUUCUGUGCUCGCGUGGGCCUCUUCUGUGAUCAAUCCUUUCAUUUAUGCCGGCACUAACAAGCUUUACAGAGAGGCUUACAAGCAGAUUUUGUGUCCAAUCUCUGCUAAAAUACCAACUACCGGGCCGAAACCUACCCACUCGCAUUCGAGUAAAGUAUCAUCGCCACAAGCGACUUGAAACUUUAUCAUUUUAUUCGUUUUAGUGAUGUUAUACUGUAUAAAUAAUGCGUAUAUAAUGAAAAUUAAU
This is a messenger RNA of Apis laboriosa (Himalayan honeybee), 2623 nucleotides long. RefSeq names its product protein trapped in endoderm-1 (gene Tre1). Gene Ontology annotation, cellular component: membrane. Gene Ontology annotation, biological process: G protein-coupled receptor signaling pathway. Gene Ontology annotation, molecular function: G protein-coupled receptor activity. The record is from RefSeq and is a predicted model, not a curated record. NCBI's taxonomy places the organism in Eukaryota, Metazoa, Arthropoda, Insecta, Hymenoptera, Apidae. The transcript is spliced from 5 exons. Bases 1532 to 2554 code for a protein of 340 amino acids.